Molecule: messenger RNA, 2310 nt
Organism: Mesorhabditis spiculigera
Lineage: Eukaryota; Metazoa; Nematoda; Chromadorea; Rhabditida; Rhabditidae
Source: the annotation of a GenBank genome assembly
AUGCUGAACUUCAAAGCAUUCCUGGACCUUCACCUCGACGAUAAGAAGCGCCAGCAGAGGAGGCGGAAGAGCUGCUUGCCUCCAAGGAGGAGCACGAGCGCGGGGGCCGCUGAAAAACGCGCCUCCAUGCACCCGAAGCCACAGGAGAUCCCAUUCGUUCCACAGGAGGAUGAAGACUCGAAGGUCGCCGUCGUAUUUAGAGCUCACUCCGGCAUCGGCAUGAAGGAGCACCGCUACGGACGUCAUCAAGGAGGAGCAUACGACUCGGUGAAGUCUUUGCUCAUCGACUUUUGCAACAGGACGAGCAGUCACGGGAUUCCGUUCUUUGGGUCGAGCAGCUUCUGGCCCCGCUUCUUCUGGUGCAUCAUCUUCGUCGCGUGUGCCUGUUUCUUCUUGGUGCAGACCUACUUUACUCUCGCAGAAUUUUUCCUAUAUCGGACUAUCAUCGAGAUGAGUCUGAAGUUUGAGCCGGCACCAUUCCCAGCCGCGACAGUUUGCAACCUCAACGCGUUUAAGUACAGCGAGCUGAAGACUUUUCCGGAAAUUGCGAAUACGAUUGCAUUAUGGGAAAACGCACUAAUAGAGAAAGGAGGGCUGACUUUAGUAAACGCGGUCGAAGCUGCGAAGGUUCGAAAAAAGCGCCAGGCGGAGUUUCAGCCGGUUUUUGUGAGGUGUACCUGCACAAACCCUAACGAUCGCUGCGUGCCGAAUCGGAAUGAAGAGGCCAACACCCAAGUCUGCCUCUGUUUCGAAGACCUGUCCACUGGGUAUAUUUGGCCUUGCUACCCGACGACAGAAUGGACUGUAAAGACCUGUAAUCAAUGCUCUUUCUCAAAUACGUGUGCGGAUCCGGAUAGGCCGAAUGCUACGAUGCCCUUUAACCACAACGUUUCAUGUCUUUGCCAGGGAAUCUCGCACAAUUGUGUCAUUCAUCCGAAGAACGAAAUCCGGUGGUGGAAUCCACACAACUACACCAUCUACCCCGCAGAACCGCCAACGAUUGAAGCCGUUUUCAACGAGAAUCUGGAUCUUGAGGGUGUUUACGACAAGGGUACGAUGACGACGCGUACAAAAGAGACGCUCAUCUUUAUGGUGGCUGAACUUCCGCAGGAGAUACGACAGAAUAUGUCAUAUACGCUAGAUGAAUUCGUCCUCCGCUGCACGUUCAACGGCAAGGAUUGCAACCUCACGACAGACUUCAAACUCCACCAGGACCCUGAGUAUGGCAACUGCUAUACGUUUAACUACAACGACUCGGUGCAGCUCAAGAAUAGUCGAGCCGGACCGAUGUACGGGCUCCGGUUGCUGCUCAACGUCAACCAGGAGGACUACUUGCCGACUACUGAAGCGGCUGGUGUUCGGAUUGUUGUUCAUGAACAGAAACAAGAACCCUUCCCCGACACCUUCGGCUACAGCGCCCCGACCGGCUUCGUCUCGUCGUUUGGGCUGAAGACGAAGCUCUACACUCGGUUGUCAUACCCUCAUGGCCAAUGCUCCGAUCACUACAACCAAAAGGCGUACAUCUACAAGGGUCAAUACUCGCCGGAGGGUUGCUACCGCAGCUGCUUCCAAAUGGACGUCAUCACGGCUUGUGGAUGCGGGGAUCCAAGACUGCCACUACCUACGGAUACGGAUAUCGCCUGUAGCCCACGAAAUAAGACGCAACUGCAUUGCUUAAGAAAUAUGACGGAGAGCACGGGCGGAUUUUUGAGGCUAGACGAUUCGUGCGAAUGCAAGCAGCCCUGCAAGGAGCAUCUUUUCGAAACUUCUUACUCGGCAGCCGCUUGGCCGUCGCUGAACUUCGUCAUCGGAGAGGAAUGUGCCGGAGCCUCGGAGAUUUUCAAUGAUACCGCGGCUUGCACGGAGUAUUACAGAGUCAACACAGCCUUUUUGGAAAUCUUCUACGAACAGCUAAACUACGAGACGAUGAAUGAGACGGCUGGGUAUACGAUUACUAACCUGUUCUCCGAUUUUGGAGGUAAUAUCGGGCUGUGGAUUGGAUUUUCAGUAAUUACCGUAUUCGAGUUCGCCGAAUUGUUCUGUGAGCUGGUGUACUACGGACUAUACGUAAUGCCGCGCAGAUAUCACAAGACACGGAGGCAGAAGAAGCAGAGGAAACACCAUGGCCUCUCGAUCCCUCAAAUUCUCUACCGUAACAUAGGCGGUCAUUCUGGUAGUAAACAUUCCGAAAAGUCGGACAAAUCUAUGCGAAAGUCGGCGUCGAAAAGCGAUGAAGUGGCCGUUCUGAGUAACGACACCAGCUUGGCCACUCUACCACCCGACGGGAAGGAAAUUGAAGAAUGGCCACCG